Molecule: messenger RNA, 975 nt
Organism: Cylindrotheca closterium
Lineage: Eukaryota; Bacillariophyta; Bacillariophyceae; Bacillariales; Bacillariaceae
Source: the annotation of a GenBank genome assembly
AUGCAUCCGUGUCUCGUCGCUUCCUUCACAAUAUUAGUGGCGCUAUCUCAGCUAUCAAUUUGCGGUGGUUUUGCGUUGCCGAGAACAAAACAUGCAACUGAGAGUCACAAUGUGUUGUCAGCCAUUGACGACGAAAAUGGAUCAACUUCUUUGGAUUUUGCAAUGGACCCAACAGGAGAUGAAGCAAAGUCUAUCAUGAAUCACUUAUCCCUAUCAUCAGAACAGCAUCAGCAAUUGGCAAAAUUGGCUGUGCUUGUGACGGACUGGAAUACGAGAAUCAAUCUUAUCAGCCGAAAAGAUUGUUCGAAGGAAGUUGUGUUUGGAAGGCAUAUCAUUCCCAGUCUAGCGCCAAAAGGAAUGAAUGAAGAAGACGUAAUAAUAAAAAGUCAACAACGUGUUGUCGAUGUGGGAACUGGAGGAGGCUUUCCCGGACUCCCACUUGCCAUUGCCUAUCCCGAUGUUGAUUUCUUGUUGGUCGAUUCGGUUGGGAAGAAACUUGUUGCUGUGGAGGAUAUGGCGGAUAAGCUUGGAUUGACCAACGUCAAGAUCCACCACGGGAGAGCAGAACAACUGAUGGAGAAAUUCGAUGUUUGUGUUGGCCGUAGUGUUGCUGCAAUCCCAACCUACUGCUUCUGGAUCAAUAACCUUCUUGAAAGGAACGGACACUUGCUCUACAUGAUUGGGGGAGACAUAGAUCAAGAGCUAUUGGACCAAGCAAUCAUUGAUACUGAUAUUGAUGACUUGCUGGAAAGCUCUGGGGCAUCAGAUAAGAGAAUUCUUGUCUUUCCAGAAGAAACAGUGAAGAAGAUUGCAAAGGCAUCUGGUGAAAAGCCAAAGGUGCCACGGAAAACAAAGCCAACUCUAGGCACAAAGAGAAAGAAAAGAGCCAAGGGUGAAUGGGCCAAGAAGGCAGACCCAACAGUACCCAAGCAACGAGGCUACGAAAACUUCAAGCGUUACGAUAACCUAGCCUAA